Molecule: messenger RNA, 1073 nt
Organism: Drosophila bipectinata
Lineage: Eukaryota; Metazoa; Arthropoda; Insecta; Diptera; Drosophilidae
Gene: CAH14
Product: Carbonic anhydrase 14
Biological process (GO): one-carbon metabolic process
Molecular function (GO): zinc ion binding; carbonate dehydratase activity
Source: RefSeq, a predicted model, not a curated record
UUUAAACUUUUAGAUGCAAAUCUUAUUUGCGUUGUUUUCGUUUAUAGCCUCUUGUUGGUGGAAGCUAUAUUAUUGUUUUUGCCACAUUAUGGUAUUGACAGAGAAUUCAAGAUUCGUAAAAUGCCUCGUGAGCUGUGUCAUAUCCGUAGCCUUCAUCAUGCACUUGCAGUCGGGUUCCAUGAUAAUUCAGGAUGUUAUGCAGAUGGCGGCGAAUGCCAGGUUCCGCGCCAAGUCGGCUCACCUACCUUCGCCCAUUCACAUUCUGGGCCCCAAGGUGUUCAGGCGCCGGCUACAGUUUCCUUUAAAAUGGAGGCACUAUGAUCUCAUGCCAGAGGCUAUUUUACUGCAAAAUAAUGGGAGCACAGUGAUCCUAACUACAAGUACGCCAUACCUAAGGCCCGAAAUAAGCGGAGGAGAAUUGGAAGGAAGAUACAAGUUCGUAGAGGCCACCUUCAAGUGGGGCUUAGAUCGCUCCGAACACUGCAUUGACUCCCAUACAUUUUCCCUGGAAAUGCAGGCUCUACAUCGUUGUCCUAAAAAAAGAGGACCCUUUGAAUAUCUGACAAUAUCGUACUUGUUUAUGCUGAUGCCUUUCGCAAACGGUCCCCUGCAACAAAUCUCCGAUAAUCUUCGUUCGAUUAAGCGCCCAGAAUCGACCAUUGAACUGCCGCCCUUUGACCUGCAACGGCUAAUGCAACCGUUUACAGGAGGCUACUACACCUACCAGGGCACCUAUGACAACGGGGAUAUCUCGAUGCCCACCAUUUGGAUUGUUAAUUCUCAGAUCUUCGGGGUCAGUCCUCAACAGAUGUCCCAGUUCCGAUCCCUCUGCCGCCAUGACUGUAGCAGGAUAAGCACCAAUGCCCGCCAACUGCAGCCCCUGGGCGACCGUUGUGUUCAGUAUCAUCCUUAAAUCUCAGCUUUCCAGAAAUGGAUUAUCUUUUUAUGGCUUCUAUAAUUUUUAAGACAAAUUUGCCCGUUUAAUUAAUUGGAAAUUAUUAUUCGAAAUCUUUCUUUCGUUUUCUUUGUGUUGAACGAAAGUUAUCUUUAUAAAUGGAAUUUUCAAAUAAGAC